AGAAAAUGGAAGGCACCAACAAAGCGGUUUAGGCCUCCGUCACCAACCUACUACUAACCCCACUCCGCACUGCUGAAAACGGAAGAGCACCAAAUCAAAAGGGAAGUCCGUCGGAUCUUUUACGCAUUUCCAUAUCGGAGUAUCCUCCCCUCCAUCACCCACCGUAAUCAAUGGCUAUGGCUCUUCGAAGAAUUGCCGUCGGCGUUACGAACCCCAUUCUUCCUCUUCUCAAUGCCCGCUUCCUCCAUCGCAUGUCUUCUCUGUCCGGGGCAGCUGCGGAGGAAAGGGAGAAGGCUCGAGCUACUUGGAUUCAGCAGCUGAACGCUCCUCUCGAGGUCAUUGAUCCGGAAAUUGCAGAUAUUAUUGAACUCGAGAAAGCUCGCCAAUGGAAGGGCUUUGAACUUAUACCUUCUGAGAAUUUCACUUCAUCAUCAGUGAUGGAAGCAGUUGGUUCAGUUAUGACCAACAAAUACAGCGAAGGAUAUCCAGGAGCCAGAUACUAUGGAGGAAAUGAGUAUAUUGACAUGGCCGAAUCCUUGUGCCAGAAACGCGCACUAGAAGCUUUCCGUUUGGACCCUGCAAAAUGGGGAGUUAAUGUGCAGUCUCUCUCUGGAUCACCGGCUAACUUUCAGGCAUAUACUGCAUUAUUAAAACCUCAUGAGAGGAUUAUGGCUCUUGAUUUACCACAUGGUGGACACCUUUCGCAUGGUUAUCAGACUGAUACAAAGAAGAUUUCUGCUGUUUCAAUAUUCUUCGAGACAAUGCCAUAUAGGUUGGAUGAGAGCACUGGUUACAUUGACUAUGACCAGUUGGAGAGAAGUGCUUCAUUGUUCCGACCAAAACUCAUUGUUGCUGGUGCAAGUGCCUAUGCCCGUCUCUAUGACUAUGCACGAAUUCGCAAGGUUUGUGACAAACAGAAGGCAGUCAUGUUGGCUGACAUGGCACACAUAAGUGGUUUAGUUGCCGCAGGCGUUAUUCCAUCUCCUUUUGAAUAUGCUGAUAUAGUGACAACAACCACUCAUAAAUCCUUGCGUGGACCACGGGGGGCAAUGAUUUUCUUCCGAAAGGGCGUUAAAGAGAUCAACAAAAAAGGACAGGAAGUGCUCUAUGACUAUGAAGACAAAAUCAACCAGGCUGUCUUUCCUGGUCUUCAAGGUGGCCCACACAACCAUACCAUAGCUGGUCUGGCAGUUGCAUUAAAGCAGGCCACAACUCCGGAAUACAAAGCCUACCAAGAGCAGGUUCUCAGCAAUUGUUCAAAAUUUGCUCAGAGUUUGAUUGAGAAGGGGUAUGAACUUGUAUCUGGUGGAACAGACAACCAUUUGGUCCUUGUGAAUUUGAAAAAUAAGGGUAUUGAUGGUUCAAGAGUCGAGAAGGUUUUGGAAUCAGUUCAUAUUGCGGCAAAUAAGAACACAGUUCCAGGAGACGUGUCUGCCAUGGUUCCUGGUGGCAUUCGUAUGGGGACCCCUGCUCUGACUUCGAGAGGUUUCCUCGAAGCAGAUUUUGUGAAAGUUGCUGAAUUAUUUGAUGAAACUGUGAAGUUAGCCUUGAAGAUUAAGGCUGGUAGCGAAGGUACUAAGUUGAAGGAUUUCGUAGCAACCAUGCAAUCAAAUAAAGAUUUCCAAUCUGAAAUCUCAAAGCUCCGACAUCAGGUUGAGGAGUAUGCCAAGCAAUUUCCAACAAUAGGAUUUGAGAAAGAAACAAUGAGAUACAGAGACUGAAAGAAAGGAUUUUAAAAGUCGCUGGCAGUGUUUACCUGCUGAUUCGGAAAAAGUUGGUGAGUGAGAUCGUCUCUAGCAAACUACCUUUGAAAAUGAUGGCAAGCAACCACAGAAAUUUAAACGUUUCUUCUAAAUAAAUGUCCAUAGUGGGCAGCAGAUUCUUUGGACUUUCAAUUAUAAAUCUCCACAUUAUAGUCUCAUAAUCUUUGCCAAAUUUGAUUUAUAGGUUAUUUAGCUUUGAAUCAUAACGUCUUAUUUUCACGUAAACAUAAUGUUUCCAUUUCAUAAGUAAUAGUGUAAUACCACGUUACAAUGCAUAUGUAUUCUUCGUGUUAAUGUUUUCUUAUAUUAUUAUUUCAUUUUGUUGAUUUGGAUA
This is a messenger RNA of Cucumis sativus (cucumber), 2097 nucleotides long. RefSeq names its product serine hydroxymethyltransferase 2, mitochondrial. Bases 171 to 1721 code for a protein of 516 amino acids. Gene Ontology annotation, biological process: L-serine catabolic process; tetrahydrofolate interconversion; folic acid metabolic process. The record is from RefSeq and is a predicted model, not a curated record. Lineage: Eukaryota; Viridiplantae; Streptophyta; Magnoliopsida; Cucurbitales; Cucurbitaceae. The transcript is spliced from 16 exons. Gene Ontology annotation, molecular function: serine binding; pyridoxal phosphate binding; cobalt ion binding. Gene Ontology annotation, cellular component: cytoplasm.